GAAGUGAGUAAUCAAAAGAAGAAAUAUAUCUAUAAAAAAAAAAAAAAGAAAAAGAACAAAAAGUCAUGAUGAUAAAAAGGAUAGAGCUGUGUAUAGAGCUGACAAAGAUGGGAAUGGAGUUCGUCGCAGUGGUGGCUGAAGCCGUCCAGAUUGCAUGGCGGCAACACCUCAACCACCGUACUCCUCUGCCUUCUCUCCCUCUCCUCCGCCAUGGCAUCGCCCCUUCUUAUAAUGCUCCAUAUCUCUUUGGAUUUCUCCCUUGAAAACCUUCUAUUUUUCUUAUUGUGAUAUCAUUUUGCUUCUUACUAUUUUUCUUGUAGGCUUUUAGAUGUAAUUGUUGUUAAUUUUCUUUUGCUUCACAGUUGUUGUUUAUUUUUGUAACUAUGUAAAUUACAUUUUUCAAUAAGAUUUGCAGUUGAAUAUUUUUCUUCCUAAUCACCAUUUCUUUGGUUUCUCUCUAGCAAACAAUUUUCUUCAGUAUCA
This is a messenger RNA of Eruca vesicaria subsp. sativa (arugula), 483 nucleotides long. Lineage: Eukaryota; Viridiplantae; Streptophyta; Magnoliopsida; Brassicales; Brassicaceae. The record is from the annotation of a GenBank genome assembly.